Messenger RNA from Triticum turgidum subsp. durum (durum wheat), 474 nucleotides. The record is from the annotation of a GenBank genome assembly. Lineage: Eukaryota; Viridiplantae; Streptophyta; Magnoliopsida; Poales; Poaceae.
AUGGCUUCCGCAGGUUCAGUUGGCCUCGCUCUCAUGGCGGCCGUCCUCGCCAUGCUGGUUCUACCUUCAUCCGGCCACUGUCUGUCCCCGUCCCCGGGGCCGGCACAGGCGCCACCAGUGCCCGCACCGUCACCACCAUCAGCGCCGGCGCCGGCUCCGGCGCCAUGGGACCCACCAUGCUCUGAGUCCCGGCGCCACCACUGCUACUCGGUUACGUAUCCGGCGUGCUAUUCGGCGUGCAGAGCCUCCAGCAAAUGCACCGAAUGUGAACAGUAUGUUGCUCUCUGCGGCAAGUGCAAGGCCGCCGAGAAAGACAAGUGCACGGCCAACUGCCCCAGCGGCGGCUGUGACUGCGACGGCGCCGCCCAGAGUGCAUGCGGCAACGACUGUGACGCCCAAGCUUGCAACCGGUGCGCGUAUGGGAAAGACAAGCAAUGCCACAUGGGAUGCUGGGGCGAGUGCAGCAAGUGCUAA